Eublepharis macularius is the source of this 2591-nucleotide messenger RNA. RefSeq names its product SWI/SNF related, matrix associated, actin dependent regulator of chromatin, subfamily d, member 2 (gene SMARCD2). The coding region runs from base 138 to 1667 and encodes 509 amino acids. Gene Ontology annotation, cellular component: SWI/SNF complex; nucleus. Gene Ontology annotation, biological process: regulation of transcription by RNA polymerase II. The record is from RefSeq and is a predicted model, not a curated record. NCBI's taxonomy places the organism in Eukaryota, Metazoa, Chordata, Lepidosauria, Squamata, Eublepharidae. The transcript is spliced from 13 exons.
CAGAGGCGGAGCGUGGUGCUGCUCUCGCGGAGAGCCGCCAGCUUCGUCAGCCAGCGCCGCUUCCCCCUUCCUUGUGUCGGGCGUGCUGCUCGAGGCUUCUCCGGCCGUUGCCGCCUCCCUCGAGCGAAGCCCCCUCCAUGGCCGGGCGCGGCGGAGGCUUCUCCCUCACCCCGCCCCCCGCAGGGGUCCCGCCGCCCGCCUCGAUCCCCGUGGUGGCGGCCGCUUCACUCCCUCUCGGGCCGGGCGGGGGACUCCUGCGAGGGCUCAGCCCGGCUGGGGCCACCCCGUACCGCCCCGUGGGGCCCGUCGCGCAGUUCCAGCGCCCUGGGAUGCUACCUGGUGGCCGGAUGCCCAUGGCAGGGAUGCAGAUGGGGUCUGCCUCAGGACCUCCCUAUGGAGCAGCUUCUCCAAUGAGACCUGGAAUGCCACAGUCCAUGAUGGAUCCCUUCCGGAAGCGCCUGCUUGCUCCACAGGCCCAGCCACCUUCAGCACUAACCCAAAGGCGAGGGCUGAAAAGGAGGAAGAUGGCAGACAAAGUCCUACCACAGAGGAUUCGUGAGCUGGUCCCAGAGUCUCAGGCCUAUAUGGAUUUGCUUGCCUUUGAACGCAAGCUGGACCAGACCAUCGCCCGCAAAAGGAUGGAGAUCCAGGAGGCCAUCAAGAAACCUUUGACGCAAAAGCGGAAGCUGCGCAUUUACAUCUCCAAUACCUUUACUCCUGGCAAGGAGGAAUCUGAAGGCGGCGAGCGGAUAGCCUCAUGGGAACUUCGUGUGGAGGGCAAACUUUUAGAUGAUCCAAGUAAGCAGAAGAGAAAGUUCUCCUCCUUUUUCAAGAGUCUGGUCAUCGAGCUGGAUAAAGAGCUGUAUGGUCCAGACAAUCAUCUGGUAGAGUGGCAUCGAAUUGCCUCAACCCAAGAGACAGAUGGCUUCCAGGUCAAGCGCCCGGGUGAUGUCAAUGUGAAAUGUACCCUGCUUCUCAUGCUGGACCACCAGCCCCCCCAAUAUAAGCUGGACCCCCGCCUGGCUCGCCUGCUGGGUGUUCACACCCAGACUCGUGCCAGCAUCAUGCAGGCCCUCUGGCUGUACAUCAAACACAACAAGCUUCAGGACAGUCAUGAGAAGGAGUACAUCAACUGCAACCGCUACUUCCGCCAGAUAUUUGGCUGCAUCCGCAUGCGGUUCUCUGAGAUCCCCAUGAAACUGGCAGGGCUCCUGCAACACCCGGAUCCCAUUGUCAUCAACCAUGUCAUCAGUGUGGAUCCUAAUGAUCAGAAGAAGACUGCCUGCUAUGACAUUGAUGUGGAGGUGGAUGACCCCUUGAAGGCCCAAAUGAGCAACUUCUUGGCCUCUACCACCAACCAGCAGGAAAUUGCCUCCUUGGACGUUAAGAUCCAUGAAACCAUUGAGUCCAUCAACCAGCUGAAGACACAAAGAGAUUUCAUGCUGAGUUUCAGCAACAGCCCGCAGGAUUUCAUCCAGGAAUGGAUCAGAUCUCAACAGAGGGACUUGAAGAUUAUCACAGAUGUGGUUGGGAACCCUGAAGAGGAGAGACGUGUCGAGUUCUAUCAGCAACCCUGGAUGCAGGAGGCUGUUGGGAGACACAUCUUUGCCAAGGUUCAGCAGCGCAGACAAGAACUGGAACAAGUGCUUGGUGUCCGCCUCACUUAGCACUCUCGCCUCCAAUUUACCUGCACCUUGUGGUACUUCAAACUGGACAGAUAUUUGUCUGAAAUCUUCAGUCUUUGUUGGGGCUGGGAGGAGCUCUGCUAGCUGCCUGUUGCUCUUGGGGCAUGCUUUUUUUAAAAAGGGAGUUAAAAGAGUGGGUUACUCACUAAGCUCCUGGAAAUAUGCAAGGUUUAACGCCUCUUUUUACAGAAGGCAGCAAGCUCCCCUCUCACUAGACCCCUGCCCUCCCUCUGUGCUUUGCCUCUGGGACACUAGGAAAUUUUGUUUGAGUUACUUUCUACCUCUUAGCUAAGUCUCAGCAGCCUCCUUUGCAAUGCAGGUGAGCUGUUGCUGCCGCUGCUCAUUUUUAACCAAAGCUUUGUCCAUUCCAAACAGCUGGCCUUGCUAGCGUUUAGUCUUUGCACUAUCUCUCUUGGGGGGAGCUGGUUUUCUUUUAUUAUAAUUUUUUUUGUACAGAGGAAGAUUUGUUAAAUGUGUGGUAUUUUGUCCCCCUCCAAUUUAAGACACUUGGUGUUGUGUGGGAAGGGUUUUGCUCAGGUGUUUGCGCUCCUGUUUUGACAAUCAGUUGCUGUUCCUUGGCUCGCCAAUGUCUGUGAGGGUGUUCUAGAAAGUGGGGGACCAGUUUUUCUUUCUGCAGGCAUCAGUUAGCACUGCAGAAAACAUUCCCUGGGCCAUCAGCCAAGGGGAGAUGAGUGACAUCUGCCUCACCCUUCUUGGUCUUCUCAAGUGCCUUUGCUCCCCAGCCUCCUUGCCCCUCAGCACUUAAUCAGGAAGAUGCCCUUCUGGUCCUAAUCUUGAGAUGUGCAGUUGGCCAACUGGGCACUGGUGGAAUGUUCAGUUACAAGUGAAGAUGUUGUGACCAGUUUCUAUGUUGAAUGUUUUCUAAUAAAAAAACACUUUCAAGCA